GGUGCCAUUGCCGGGCCCUCGGGAGGCACCGGGACGGGCCCACAGGGGGAGGGGAAGGGGCUCGGCCCCAGCCCCCGUGCCUGCCCUGCCAUGUGCAGCCAUACAAGAAAGCAUACGCUUUGCUUCAUCGGGAGAUGAUGUGGAAAUAUGGGAUUCCUUAUCUUUAACUGUGGUGGAACAGUUCAACCCACAUACACCUUCAUAUCCAGUCAACUUGCUCUGUUGGGACAGCAAUAAUAGAUACCUAGCCACUGCUUCUGUUGCUGGUGAUAAAAUAUUUUUUUCAAGCUUAAGGAAGCCUGUUACACUCUUCAAAAUAGCUGAAGGAGCAAAACAGACGUGUAGCUCUUCACAUGUUGUGAGUGGAGGCCAUAACACAGUAAAUAUUUGGGAUCUGAAAUCCAGAGGGGUUUAUCGUAGCCUUAAGAAUCAUAAAGAUGAAGUCACGUGUAUUACAUAUAAUUGGAAUGAUUGCUACAUUGCUUCUGGAUCUUUGAUUGGUGAAAUUAUCCUACACAGUGUGACCACCAAUUUGCCCAGUAAUCCCUUUGGUUACGGCAGCCGUCAGCCUAUUUGACACUUGCAGUACUCAUCCUUUGAGAAAUCCUUGCUGGACAGUGUUUCUGAUAUUGGAAAUGUAACUCUAUGGGAUGUAAAUAGCCAGAACCCGUAUCAUAAUUUUGAAAAUAUUCAUAAAGGACCAGCUUCAGAAAUCUGCUUUUCUCCAGUCAGUAAGUGGCUGCUUGUAACUGUAGGUUUGGAUAAAAGAAUUAUUGUCUAUGACACUUCUAGUAAAAGGUUAUUGACAACAAUAGUAGCAGAUCAAACACCUCUGACAUCAAUCCAAAUAAAAUUCAUUAAGAAUAUGAUAUGA
Merops nubicus (carmine bee-eater) is the source of this 874-nucleotide messenger RNA. Its product is annotated as protein NEDD1-like. The record is from RefSeq and is a predicted model, not a curated record. Gene Ontology annotation, molecular function: gamma-tubulin binding. Gene Ontology annotation, biological process: mitotic cell cycle; microtubule nucleation. Lineage: Eukaryota; Metazoa; Chordata; Aves; Coraciiformes; Meropidae. Gene Ontology annotation, cellular component: centriole; pericentriolar material; ciliary basal body.